AUGUGGGACGGAUUGUUCAUGCUGCUCGCUCUGAGCACCGUCAUGGCUGUUGCCUCCUUCCUCGCCGGCAUUCUCCCGCUCUCCUUUAACCUCUCCACCCGCCAAUUGCGCAUCAUCACCCUGCUCGGCACCGGUGUGCUAGUAGGCACCUCGCUGAUCGUCAUCAUACCCGAAGGCAUCGAGACCAUGUACAGCGCAGGAAGCAAAACACACUCGCAUAGUGCGCGAAGCGUCCAAACCAUCCCGUCUGUCAUGAGCCUGCAAAAAGAGAUACCUCACCCACCCAAGUUCCCGAGCUGGAAGAGGGCGGAUCAACUGGAAACAAGCUCGCUCACUGGAGGAGCAGUCAAGGCGCCGGGCGCCGUAGACAUGACUAGCGACAAAGCUGCUAUUGACAUGCAGCUGAAGAAGAUCAAGGACAGCAAGGAGAAAGAGAAGCCAGCCGAGGAUCCCCAUCCGCAGAAAGGUGGAGACGACGACUCGACAGAAGGCCACAAGGAGGGACAUACCCGCGUGCACGCACCCGAAGACGACGAGCCAGCUAAAGGACAUGCUGAAGCCAGCCAUGACGACGGACCCAGCCCACACGCAUAUAUUGGUGUUGCACUGAUACUAGGAUACAUUUUGAUGUUCCUGGUCGAGCAUCUGCCAGAAGCCAUGGCCUCCGCGAAACCAAAGUACCAGCCAAUGCAUAUCUCCUUGUCCAACCUGGCACGUGGACCGCACAACUCAUCUUCGUUGAGUCUCAACGGAAUGGGUAUCCAGAGCGCUGCAGUAACACCCCUAGCGACACCCGGUCUCCCCCCGCCACCUACGAAGAAGACGCCAGCAGCCACCAUUGGUCUGGUUGUACACGCAUGCGCCGAUGGAAUCGCACUGGGUGCUUCCUCCACAGCCGAAUCCACGUCGCUAUCGCUAGUCAUCUUCUUUGCGAUUAUGCUGCACAAAGCUCCUGCAGCGUUUGGCCUCACCUCCGUCCUUCUCAAGCAAGGGCUUUCGAAACGAAAGGCGCGGACACAUCUGGCUUUCUUCAGUUUAGCGGCCCCAGCUGGCGCGUUGGCUACUUGGGCUAUUGUACACAUGUUUGGACGCAACCACUUGGGUGGUGAUGAAGGUCUGACGUGGGCCACUGGUUGGGUGUUAUGUUUUUCCGGCGGAACUUUCUUGUAAGUCCUUCAUACUCUACCAAAACCCUCUCGUCUACUGAUCCAACAUAGGUAUGUGGCCAUGCAC
Messenger RNA from Alternaria alternata, 1233 nucleotides. RefSeq names its product Zip-domain-containing protein. Gene Ontology annotation, molecular function: metal ion transmembrane transporter activity. Gene Ontology annotation, biological process: zinc ion transport; transmembrane transport. Bases 1 to 1170 code for a protein of 389 amino acids. Lineage: Eukaryota; Fungi; Ascomycota; Dothideomycetes; Pleosporales; Pleosporaceae. Gene Ontology annotation, cellular component: membrane. The record is from RefSeq and is a predicted model, not a curated record. The transcript has 2 exons.